This is a messenger RNA of Suillus subaureus, 3154 nucleotides long. RefSeq lists its product as uncharacterized. Gene Ontology annotation, cellular component: cytoplasm. Gene Ontology annotation, molecular function: peptide binding; metalloaminopeptidase activity; zinc ion binding. NCBI's taxonomy places the organism in Eukaryota, Fungi, Basidiomycota, Agaricomycetes, Boletales, Suillaceae. The transcript is spliced from 25 exons. The record is from RefSeq and is a predicted model, not a curated record. The coding region runs from base 91 to 3015 and encodes 974 amino acids. Gene Ontology annotation, biological process: peptide catabolic process; proteolysis.
AAUUUCACUCUUGCCGAGAUUAUGUACGUAUUUACAAACUUUGAAGUCACACCUGCAGUGUCGAAGAACCUGGUCAUCUGAUUUCGAUAGAUGGCGUCGAUUUUGGGAAGCCUGCGCGCAUGUGCAGCCUUACCCCGGAUUCGGUCUCACAGUAACACACAUGUGUCCCGGAUCCUAUUCAGCACUCGCAACAUUAAUCAGCUUCUGCUAUCAUCUCGAAUUCUAUCAACAAGAUAUUGUUCAACAACAUCCAACCUGAUUAUGACCACUGACCUGACGAACAAGCCUACCGACUCGGAUAAUUUCCGUCUUCCCCUAGACGUCAAGCCAACGCAUUAUGACGUGACUAUCAAGACUGACCUACGGAACUCAAUAUUCGAGGGUGUGGUAAAGAUCGACCUGGAUGUCAAGAAGGAAACCUCUACCAUCGUCCUCAACUCAGCCAACCUGAAGUUGAACGAUGCGUCAUUGUAUUCCAAUGAACUCAAGAUAAACCAGGUCGAUCUUUCUCCGUCUCUUGAUGACAAGGCAGAACGUUGUGUACUUUCCUUUUCGACGCCUGUACCUGCCGGAUCAAAGGCAACACUGUCAAUUGGCUUCUCUGGAGACCUGACCGGGGCCAUGAUGGGCUAUUACAAGAGCUCGUUCGAGCAUGACGGAACCAAGGAGUACUAUACACUGACCCAGUUCGAACCCAUCGCCGCGAGACGUGCCUUCCCAUGUUGGGAUGAACCACUUCUCAAGGCGACCUUCGCGGUCACUAUGAUAUCGCAUGCUGACACGGUCAAUCUGAGCAAUAUGCCCAUUACAUCCGAGGAAAUUUACGAACAACGAACGACUAAAGUAGAGGAUCCUUCAUUGGAGGCGCUCUUUUCCGCGUUGACGACUCAAGAUAGCCCCGAAGCGCAAUGGAAGAUUUCCAAGUUCCAGACUACACCACCCAUGUCCACUUAUCUGGUUGCAUUUGCCAAUGGACGCUUCGCGUACCUGGAAAGCUCUUAUAAGAGUCCUCUGAGUGGGAAGACCCGUCCCUUGCGCAUCUACUCUACUCCUGAUGUGAUUCAUCAGGCUCAGUAUGCCCUCGACAUCAAAGCAAAAGUCCUCCCGAUCUACGAGGGAAUUUUUGACAUCGAAUAUCCUCUCCCAAAGUUGGAUACUCUAGUGGCCCAUGAUUUUGACGCGGGUGCUAUGGAGAACUGGGGCCUCAUCACUGGACGUACUAGCGCCUUCCUGCUUGACCCUAAGAAGGCAGACAUGUUUGCAAAGAAAAGAGUCACUGUCACUCAGUCUCACGAAGUCGCUCACAUGUGGUUUGGUGAUAUCACAACCAUGGAAUGGUGGGACUAUCUGUACUUGAAUGAAGGUUUUGCAACCUUGAUGGGUGAAGUCAUUGUUGUUGAUCGUGUGUACCCGGAAUGGAAGGUUGACAGUUCGUUCAUAUCUGAGCAUUUGAACGAUGCACUGGAUCUUGAUGCUAAAUUGUCUUCUCAUCCGAUCGAAGUGCAUUGUCCUGACGCCAACCAGAUCAACCAGAUUUUCGACUCCCUUUCCUAUGCCAAAGCAGGCUCUGUUUUGCGUAUGCUGUCCAACUUCGUUGGCCAGGAGCGCUUCCUGAAGGGUGUUUCGAUCUACCUCAAGAAGCACCUAUAUGGAAGCACUGUCACCAAGGACCUGUGGCAGGGCAUCUCAGAGUCUACUGGGGUAGAUGUGCCGAAAAUAAUGGAUAAUUGGAUUUCAAAGAUCGGCUUCCCUAUCCUCACUGUCACUGAGAGCGAGGAUGGUAUCCAUGUCCGCCAGGAUCGUUUCCUGGAGUCUGGACCUGCAGAAGAAAAGGACAAUGAGACGAUCUGGACCGUGCCUUUGGCCCUGCUGACUGUCACUAACGAUAAAGUCAACAUCGAUAAGUCUGUCGUUCUUGACACUAGGGAGAAGACUCUCGCCAUCGACACCUCGAAGCCGUUCAAACUCAACGCGGGGACUUAUGGUGUUUUCCGCGUGUUGUACUCUGAUGAGCGGUUCACGGCGAUCGCCAAGGAAGCUGCCAAGGGUGAUGCUGUGUUCUCACUGAAUGACCGCAUUGGCCUUGUGCACGAUAUCAUGGCAUUAUCCAAGGCUGGGUUUUGUAAAGUCAGCAGUGCGCUGACUAUCGUCGAUAUUUUACAUGACGAACAGGAGUACCUUGUAUGGGACAGUGUUGCCCAGAACAUCGCUGCUCUAGUGUCAACGUGGUGGGAGCAUGAGGCCGCAGUCGGUGAUCUCAAUGCUUUCCGCAGGGCAUUGUUUGCGCCCAUCGUCAAACGCCUUGGCUAUGAAUACUCUCCUUCCGAGUCUGUGGAUAUUUCGCAACUGCGCACCCGCGCUGUCGGUCAGGCGGCUGUUGCUGGGGACACUGCUGUCGUGGAAGAGCUCAAGACCCGGUUUGCGGACUAUAUGAGAACGCAGGAUGAUUCGGGGAUACCUGGUGAUCUGUUUAGGACGACGAUCCUUACUGCUGUGAAGCAUGGAAGUCGUGAAGAGUAUGAGUUCGCCAAGGCGUUGUACGAAAACCCGACUACGUCUCCGUCGAAGAGUAUUUCCGCCGCAAUGGCGAUGUGCGCCAGCCAGGACGAAGCAUGUAUCAAGGACACGUUCACGUACAUUCUAUCAAAAGUGCGGUCUCAAGACAUCAUAUAUUUCAUCAACGGCUUCCAGACGAACUUCCGCACCAGGCGCAGCUGUGCACAGUUCUUCCAAGACAACUACACGGAGCUUGCCAAACGAUUCGAGGGGAACUUUUCUUUCCAGUAUAUUGUCUCGUCAAGUUUUGGGAAUUUGACUAAGGAGGAGGACUAUCAGAAGAUCGAAGACUUUUUCAAGGACAAGGACACAUCCCGAUAUAACCUUGCGUUAUCACAGACUCUAGAGUCGUUGCGUGCUUCGAGGGCGUGGAUUGAGCGGUCCACGAGUGAUAUUGCGGAAUGGCUCGGCGAAUGGAAGAAGGGAUCAUUGAGAAGUUCACCGCCAAGAACGCGGUAGAGGAAGAUGCGUGAGACUGCAGCGAGCGGGGAGGAUAGUUACGUAACUCGAUGGACUCUUCGUGAAAAGUUGUAUACUGCAAAGACGCCGAGCUCGCCAUCAUCAACGUUGACGAACGUUUGCUAGCUAAUAGCCUACU